UUCUGGUUCGUAUAAGUUACAGACGAUUGCAACACUCGCCGUUCUUUCUCUGUUUCCGACCUUCCAACAGGAAGCAAAUUUGUCUGAGCAAGUGCCAAAAUGAGUAAGCUUCAGAGUGAAGCCGUAAGAGAGGCAAUAUCCUCCAUUAUCACUCACUGCAAGGAGACUAAGCCACGCAACUUCACUGAGACUAUUGAACUCCAGAUUGGUCUUAAGAACUAUGACCCUCAAAAGGACAAGAGAUUUAGCGGUUCUGUUAAAUUGCCUCACGUUCCUAGGCCAAAGAUGAAGAUUUGCAUGCUUGGAGAUGCCCAACACGUCGAAGAGGCUGAGAAGAUUGGAUUGGAAUCUAUGGAUGUUGAAGCUCUUAAGAAGUUGAACAAGAACAAGAAACUUGUUAAGAAGCUUGCUAAGAAAUUCCAUGCUUUCCUUGCUUCGGAAUCUGUCAUUAAGCAGAUUCCUCGUCUUCUUGGUCCCGGUCUCAACAAGGCAGGAAAGUUCCCAACUCUUGUCAGCCACCAAGAGUCUUUGGAAUCCAAAGUGAAUGAGACAAAGGCAACAGUGAAGUUCCAGCUCAAGAAGGUUCUUUGUAUGGGAGUCGCUGUCGGGAAUCUUUCCAUGGAAGAGAAGCAGAUCUUUCAGAAUGUUCAGAUGAGUGUUAACUUCCUUGUUUCACUUCUGAAGAAAAACUGGCAAAAUGUGAGGUGCUUGUACUUGAAGAGCACAAUGGGUCCACCGAACCGAGUUUUCUAAGGUUUUUAUUACAAAGUUUCUCUAAGGUAUCAUCACACUUUGAGAGCCUUCUUCUUCUUCAUGGGUUAAACUUGAAAUUCCAGUAUCCUGACUUUUGUAGGAUCGAGAUUUUGUUUAAAGACAAUUUUGUUUCUUUUGUUGCUAUUAUUAUCAUUAUUAGUGGAUUCUUUCUCCAUUUAAGCACUCAA
Messenger RNA from Arabidopsis lyrata subsp. lyrata, 941 nucleotides. RefSeq names its product 60S ribosomal protein L10a-3. The coding region runs from base 100 to 753 and encodes 217 amino acids. Gene Ontology annotation, biological process: translation. Gene Ontology annotation, molecular function: RNA binding; structural constituent of ribosome. Gene Ontology annotation, cellular component: large ribosomal subunit. The transcript is spliced from 6 exons. NCBI's taxonomy places the organism in Eukaryota, Viridiplantae, Streptophyta, Magnoliopsida, Brassicales, Brassicaceae. The record is from RefSeq and is a predicted model, not a curated record.